AUGAAGUUCAUCUUCCUUCUCAGCACGGCAAUCUACACUGCCACAGUGCUAGCUGCCCCGGGCGCCAUCUCGCUCAACCGCUCCUUCAAGACCCUUGCUGGCCGUGCUGACGGUGACGAUUCCAUGCACAUUGCUUGCAUCGAGUGUCCUUGCGAUGGGUUCACUGGAGCUUGCCGGUGCGUCAACAAUGGAUGCUGCUGUGAUAUGACAAACCCUGGCCAGCCACCUGCUGGAGGCUGGUGA
Messenger RNA from Bipolaris victoriae FI3, 243 nucleotides. RefSeq lists its product as hypothetical. The transcript is spliced from 3 exons. The record is from RefSeq and is a predicted model, not a curated record. Lineage: Eukaryota; Fungi; Ascomycota; Dothideomycetes; Pleosporales; Pleosporaceae. The coding region runs from base 1 to 243 and encodes 80 amino acids.